AUGGACUGGUUGUCAGCUAACUCGGUUUACAUCGGUUGUAAAGAGAAGGCUAUCUUCAUUCCUGCUGAGGAGACUACACCAACCGAUGCCAUUGAACAUCUUCUUGAAGGUACAGUUAACAUGAUCAAUUACCUUUUUGUUCAAGAGAAGUCUUUCCUUUUGGUUCUUACGUCGGACUCCAAGGACAAGAAGAGUGUAUUGGAGAUUCCGGUUGUGUGUGAAUUUUCCGAUAUUCGGGUUAAGAGUUCGGAUGUAUCUAAGACCGCUUUUAGGACGAGAUACGGUCAUUAUGAGUUCUUGGUUAUGCCAUUCGGGGUAACCAAUGCUCCUGCUGUCUUUAUGGAUUACAUGAACCGGGUGUUUGAACCAUAUUUGGAUCAGUUCGUGGUAAUCUUUAUAGACGACAUAUUGAUAUACUCUCGGACUAUCGAAGAGCACAUGGAGCAUUUGAGGAUUGUGUUGUCGGUUCUCAGAGAAAAGCAGUUGUUUGCGAAGUUUAGUAAGUGUGAGUUCUGGAUGUCCGAAGUUAAGUUUCUUGAACAUGUCAUAUCUGGCGGCGGCGUAGCUGUAGACCCUUCAAAGGUAGAAGCAGUGAUAAAUUGGGAACGACCCAAGAAUGCAACUGAGGUCCGUAGUUUCCUAGGCUUGGCAGGUUACUAUCGGAGGUUCAUUAUGGGCUUUUCCAAACUAGCAUUACCUUUGACCAGGCUUACAAGGAAGGAAGUUUCAUUCGAAUGGAAUUCAGAAUGUGAGAAGAGUUUUCAGAAACUCAAGGAGAAAUUGACUACUGCUCCAGUGUUGGUGAUUCCUGAUCCAAACCGAUCUUACGAAGAACUUAACAUGCGUCAAAGGAGAUGGAUGGAGUACUUGAAGGACUUUGACUUUGAUUUGAAGUACCAUCCCGGUAAAGCUAAUAAGGUAGCGGAUGCCUUGAGUAGGAAGAAGAUUAAGGUUGCAGAGCUGAUGAUGUUGGAAUUUGGCCUUAUGGAGAUGUUCAGAAAUCUGGAUUUACAAUUCGAGUGGGCACCAACAGGUGUGUUGAUAAGUAACUUGUGUAUUGAGAAUGAGUUGUGGGAAAAGAUCCGUCAAGCACAGUGGAAUGAUGUAGAAUUGCAGGAUAAAGCGAACCUUCCAGAUUUCGUUCGUACAUCUGAUGGACUCAUUCUUUUUGGACGGAGGAUGUGUGUGCCAAAUGACGCGGAGUUAAAGAGGUUGAUUCUGGACGAGGCUCACAAGAGCAAAUUCACCAUCCACCCCGGAUCAACCAAGAUUAUAUCCAUGGACUUCAUUGUGGGACUACCACGGGUAUUAGGCGGGCAUGACUCGAUAUGGGUGAUAGUGGAUCGUUUGACUAAGUCCGCGCAUUUCUUACCGGUUAAGACAACUCACAAGGUUUCUCACCUUGCGAGGCUUUUUGUAGUGGAGAUUGUGAGAUUGCAUGGUGUACCAUCUAGCAUUGUGUCAGAUAGGGAUCCGAAGUUCACUUCCCGAUUUUGGAAAGCUUUUCACCAAGAGAUGGGUACAGAUCUGAAUUUGAGCACUUCUAACCACCCCCAGACAGAUGGACAAACAGAAAGGACUAUUCAAACCAUUGAGGAUAUGCUAAGGGCAUGUAUCUUGGAAAUUGGUGGAAGUUGGAAAGAUAACUUACCUUUGAUAGAAUUUGCAUAUAACAACAGUUAUCAUGCGAGUAUCGGUAUGGCCCCAUAUGAAGCCUUGUAUGGGAGAAAGUGUCGAUCACCGUUGUGUUGGUCUGAAGUUGGUGAGAAGGGAAUCCUUGGACCGGAGAUAAUUCAAGAAACCACAGAAAAGGUUAAGAUGAUCCGAGAUAAGAUGAAACAAGCUCAAGAUCGACAGAAGAGUUAUGCGGACAAACGAAGGAGACCGUUGGAGUUUGAUGUAGGAGAUCAUGUGUUCUUGAAGAUGCGGAAGUUUGUGCCGAAUUCAUUUCAUCCUAUUCUACCAGAAACGAUUGAAGUAGAGCCAGAUCUUUCCUUCCAACCGAAUCCGUGUCGUAUUUUGGAGUAUGCUAGUACGUCGUUGAGAAGCAAAGAGAUACCUCUUGUGAAGGUGUUAUGGGAAGAGUCGCGUCCUGACGAAGCCACUUGGGAGCUCGAAUCAGAGAUACGGGAGUUGUAUCCUCACCUGUUCUGGUAA
Vicia villosa (hairy vetch) is the source of this 2157-nucleotide messenger RNA. RefSeq lists its product as uncharacterized. Gene Ontology annotation, molecular function: nucleic acid binding. The transcript is spliced from 5 exons. Bases 1 to 2157 code for a protein of 718 amino acids. Gene Ontology annotation, biological process: DNA integration. NCBI's taxonomy places the organism in Eukaryota, Viridiplantae, Streptophyta, Magnoliopsida, Fabales, Fabaceae. The record is from RefSeq and is a predicted model, not a curated record.